Mauremys reevesii (Reeves's turtle) is the source of this 2315-nucleotide messenger RNA. RefSeq names its product 5-hydroxytryptamine receptor 3A-like. The transcript has 8 exons. Gene Ontology annotation, biological process: nervous system process; signal transduction; monoatomic ion transmembrane transport. Gene Ontology annotation, cellular component: synapse; neuron projection; membrane. The record is from RefSeq and is a predicted model, not a curated record. The coding region runs from base 1 to 1215 and encodes 404 amino acids. Lineage: Eukaryota; Metazoa; Chordata; Testudines; Geoemydidae. Gene Ontology annotation, molecular function: transmembrane signaling receptor activity; neurotransmitter receptor activity; extracellular ligand-gated monoatomic ion channel activity.
AUGACUCAGCCACUCCCAUUAGCUGCUGGUAUCUCAAUUUCCUUCCAGGAUGAGAAGUUACAAAUUCUUACGUCUCUAGUGAAAUUCCAGAUGAGCUGGAAAAAUCAGUUCCUCACUUGGGAUCCCCAAAGCUUCUGUGGAAUCUCUAAGAUCUCCAUCCCUGUGGACUCUGUAUGGAAGCCUGACCUCUUUGUCUCUGAAAUGACUGAAGAUCCUCAAUCCCCCACAGUUCCUUUCAUGUCCCUCUCCAGUGAUGGCACCAUCAACCAAUGGAAACCAAUCAGGAUAGUGAGCACUUGCAGCUUGGAUAUCUACAAGUUUCCAUUUGACACCCAGAAGUGCAACCUGACCUUUGGUCCCUAUGUGCAUACAGUUCAGGACAUAGUGGUGGUGCCAAAGUCCAACUCCUCUGCAGUUACACAAGCUUCCCAGGAGAAUUAUGCGAAAAGCGAAUGGCUCCUUAGGAAAGUGGAUGUUCUGAGCAAUAACGUAUCCACUGAGGAGAAAGAAUGGAGUCAAGUCACGUAUCAGAUAACCAUACAGAGGGUACCAAUCCUAUAUGUCAUCAAUCUCAUAGUCCCUGCCGGUUUCCUGGUGCUUGUGGAUGUUGCCAGCAUGUUCAUACCUAUGGAAGGAGGCGAGCGGCUGGGGUUUAAAAUAACAGUUGUUCUAGGAUUCUCUGUGCUCUUGCUGAUAUUGAACGAUUUGCUUCCCAAUUCAGAAGUCACGCCAAUCUUGGGUGUCUUCUGUGCUGUGUGCCUGGUGAUCAUGAUAAUCAGCAUUGUCGAUUCCAUCUUUAUCUCCUACAUGCUGCAUCUCUCAGCAGUGCGACCGGAUGUGCCCCAGUGGCUGAAGAUCUGGGUACUGAAGCAUUUGGCUUUCAUACUUCGCAUUAACACAGCGGAAGUUAGUGAAAGCAAUGCUGCUGGAGUCAGGAACACAAACAAAGCUACUUCUGUGGUGGGAGAAGCAGCAGACAUACAAACCAGGAGAUGCUUACAAAAAGAACAUGACAGUGCGGAAAUUAAACUGCUGAAGAAGGUGCUCCUGGAGCUCUUAAUGAUCCGUCGUCACAUGAUCAUGAGUAAGAGAGAAGAGGAGGCCAAAUCAGAGUGGAAUAUGGUGGCGUUUGUCCUUGACAGAUUCAUCCUGAUUUGCUACCUUCUAACAGUGUUCAUUAUUUUGAUAACAGUUGUGGUAGUUUGGGCUUUCUAAGCUGUUUAACAGGCCAUACUUGUAAUUUGGGAAAGACGCUUCUUUUUCUGUGAUGUGUCUAUAAAUCCAAAGUAGAUAAGCAAAUCUGAGAUGAACUUGUAAACAGAAGGGUGAUAGCUCAAUAGCUCUGAUUACUGCCCGGAGCUUCCUGUGGGUCACUCUCACAGGUUUCCAUUCCAGUUUCUAGAGGGUCUUACUAUAACAGGCCACAAUGACCUCCUCUUGUCUGCUGUGCACCUGGGAAAACACAGCUCCUGUUCCAGUCUAGCUUGAGUUACUACCCAGCACAAAUAAGUAACCUGGCAGAGGAUAUCCCAACACUGGCACAGCAAUCAAAGCCAACUUCAGCUCUUGGAAUGCCUAGCUCAGCCUGGCUCUCCACAGGAAUGGUGACUUCUUCUCUGUUAGUCUAUGCAAUGGGGCAGCUAUCCCAGCAAAGCUCCAGGAAACCUCUGGUAGUAGGAGACAAGCCGCAGGAACCCUUGAAGCUGGUGGAUAUGCUGGGGUUCUGGCCACGGCAGGCACUUUUCCCUGGGUCAGUGGAGAUCCAUUCCUCACUAACCACGUGUCCCAGAAAGCGUUUCCCUUUAGAACAGCUUGCACAUGGCAGGGUUGAGCUUUAGGUUUACUCCUGGAAACUGCUCUACUUGCCCAUUCCAGAGCUGUACAAGAGUUCCUGUUCAGAUCAGCAUGUUGUGUGAGUACACGGACACCUGAAAAGUGGUGGGUUGCCCAGGGCCUGCUCCAUUAACAAAUGUAGCUGGUGCAUUAUGUCAUCCAAAACAGCAUGAUACUGAACUCCCACAAGCCCUGUCCCUUGGUAAAGGUGGUCUUCACAUGGGGUGACUUUCCCCCCUCACCUUGCCAGCACCCACUCUGUUGGUCCAGUGCAGAGAACCAUUUGGAUUCUGCUCAUGUCUCCAGCAUAUUGUCAGUGUGGGGCAUAGGAUCUGAGUCCUUGUGAAUCACCUCAUUCAAAUGUGGGUAAUCGACACAGAUCUGUGUUGUGCUGUCUUUCUUGCCCACCAGUGCCAUGGGGGAUAGAUAGUCAAGGACUUUUGGAUGGUUCAAGUAUCAGGGGGUAACCGUGUUAGCCUGUA